UUGUGUGAAGACAACGAAUGAAUAGACUCAGGCACUUAUUGCUUACGUUAUGGGAGUAAUAAAGAAUUAGUUAAUCAGUAAAUUCUGUUUUCUGCCUAAAUCCAUCUGUGAUUGCAUUGCACACGGCAGUGUAUAUAAGAGAGAGUGAAGAAGAGCUUGCAGGACUGCAGAUAACGUCUUGUCAACUUAAUUCAGACAUGAGGGUGUGCAUCAUUGGAGCGGGGGUCAUCGGCCUCUCCACCGCUCAGAGCAUCUACCAGCACUUCCACAGCAGGAUCACCCCCCUCACCAUAGAGGUGUAUGCUGAUGUCUUCACUCCACUCACCACCAGCGACGGGGCAGCUGGAUUCUGGCAGCCGUAUCUCUACGACAAGGGCAACGUGCAAGAAACUAAAUGGAACAAAGAGACGUUUGACUAUCUACUAAGCUGCCUCAGCUCUCCAGAUUCAGUGAAAAUGGGAAUCUUCCUUCAGUCUGGCUACAAUCUGUGCACUGAAACUGCACCAGACCCCUCAUUUAAAGAUGCCGUGUUGGGUUUUCGCCAGCUGACUAAACGUGAACUAGACAUGUUCCCAGGAUACAGUUUUGGGUGGUUCAACACCACUCUCAUGAUUGAAGGAAAGACAUACCUGCCCUGGCUUAUGGACUGGUUAAAACAAAGAAAUGUCAAGUUUCAUCAGAGAAAGAUUGGUUCAUUUAAAGAGUUGGCAGAUAGUGGUGCUGAUGUUAUCAUCAACUGCUCCGGUGUCCGAUCAGGAGACCUCCAGCCUGACCCUGAGCUCCAGCCAGCUAGAGGACAGAUCAUUAAGGUAGAUGCUCCCUGGAUAAAACACUGGAUAUCCACACAUAAUUUCUCGUCUAGAGGCAAUUCAGCUUACAUCAUACCUGGGAGUCGUUUAGUCACUGUGGGUGGAGUUUUCCAAGUAGGAAACUGGAGUCUGCAGAACAGUUCUGUUGACCAUAAAAACAUCUGGGAAGCCGCCUGCAAGCUUGAGCCCAGUCUACAGCAUGCACGGAUAGUAGAGGACUGGACUGGUCUCAGACCUGCACGCAGCAAAGUUAGACUGGAGAGAGAGACCAUACGAUCUGGACCAACCUCGUUUGAGGUCAUUCAUAACUAUGGACAUGGAGGUUUUGGACUGACCAUCCAUCGUGGAUGUGCUGAGGAAGCUGCUCGGCUCUUUGGACAGAUCCUGGAGCAGAAAGGCCUGCUAGCACACUCUAAAUCACGUCUCUAAUAGAUCUGGGCCUCUGGACAAUGUUAGACAUAAUUUCAUCAGACCUAAGCAAUAAAAACCCUCUGGGGUCCGAGGAUGUUUUGGGGCCCUGGAGAAGUUUUGACAUGCCCUGACAUUUGUGCUUUUUUCAAUUGCUUAUAAACAUUUUAAUGACUAAAGUCUAAAUACACUGUAUUCAGCACAAACUGGGCUACAAUAAUAUGUGAGCAGCAUGUACGUACGUGAUUUGUGUUUUUGAGAAAACAAUGUUUAUGUGUGGUUAAUGAAAAACUAAAAUUAAGUAACUGAAAUAAGGCCAUAAAACACA
Molecule: messenger RNA, 1545 nt
Organism: Onychostoma macrolepis
Lineage: Eukaryota; Metazoa; Chordata; Actinopteri; Cypriniformes; Cyprinidae
Product: D-amino-acid oxidase-like
Exons: 11
Coding region: 198-1238 (346 amino acids)
Molecular function (GO): FAD binding; D-amino-acid oxidase activity
Source: RefSeq, a predicted model, not a curated record